This is a messenger RNA of Heterobasidion irregulare TC 32-1, 2238 nucleotides long. RefSeq lists its product as uncharacterized. Gene Ontology annotation, biological process: endosomal transport; plasma membrane tubulation; endocytosis. NCBI's taxonomy places the organism in Eukaryota, Fungi, Basidiomycota, Agaricomycetes, Russulales, Bondarzewiaceae. The record is from RefSeq and is a predicted model, not a curated record. Gene Ontology annotation, cellular component: plasma membrane; cytoplasmic vesicle. The transcript is spliced from 10 exons. Gene Ontology annotation, molecular function: protein binding; phosphatidylinositol binding. The coding region runs from base 1 to 2238 and encodes 745 amino acids.
AUGUCCACUCUCCCGCGUGCGAAGUCACCCUUGACCCCUCCCGGAUUAUCGAGCUUGUUUUUCUCAUUUACACGUUCAAAAGCAGAACCACAGCCUCGUGUCAAGUCCUCGAUUGAGAUAUCUCCCCCCGUGGAUUUUGAUGCGGGCAUCAACACAUCUGCUGCGUGGACGGAACACCUCGAUUCUGAUCAGCCGUCGCAUUCACUCUCAGACGAUGAGCCCGACGAUAUCGUUGGAGAUGAUAUCGACGGUCGCGCAGCGAGGGUCUUAUACAAGUUCGAAGGCAAACCAGAAUUCAGGGAGCUCUCGGUGGAGGGUGGGGAUCAGAUUGAAAUUCUCAGGGAACACGUGGGCGAUGGUUGGAGUUUGGUCAAGAAUGAGCAUGAUGAGAUGGGGUUGCUGCCGCAGACGUAUUAUACCUUCACGAUCGACUUCAUCUCUGCCCCAGAAGCGAGCAUCAAUUCACACACGAGUCGGCGAGACCCUUCUACCACCUCGUUGACACCACGCGCCUCUCCUAACCGGACACCUAUACCCCUCCCCCAACCUGGACCCAUUGUUGUGCAAACUACUGGCGAACGUAUGAUGGCUGCUUUUCCCAGCUUCCGACAAAGUCUUCUUGGCGGCAAGAAUCUGAAUAGAUUCUCGAAUUUUGUUACCAGCGGCGCUGAAGCAUAUGUACUGAAAGGCGAUGGAGCACUGGCCGCGAUAGACACAACUAUUCCUCCGCCUUCGCAUCUACAAGAGUCUAGUGAUGAUGAGGGUGAGGAGGGCGGGACGGACGCGAUCUCGAUGGGUAAAGCUAGGCUUGGCGAGACAGAUCGACACUUCAUUGAUGCAGGUCCCUCUUGGAAAACCAAAGUGCCGCCAUUUCGCGUGCUCGUACACUCUCCAUCGAAGCGCGCCUCUACGCUUUCGGGCUCUUACAUCAUCUACAGUGUCACUUCGCUCUUUCAUCUUCCAUCAUCCGACCUGGAUCCUGACCUACCUCCAUCGUCACCUACGCGUAUCACCGUCCAUAGACGAUUCUCCCAUUUUGUUGUACUCCACACUUCCCUUACGCGUCGGCUUCCUGGCAUUGCACUUCCACCUCUUCCAGAGAAACAGUAUUCUGGCCGUUUCAACGACGACUUUGUCGAGGCCCGACGAGGCGAUCUAGAAAGGUACCUUGGCAAGAUCGUCAGACAUCCCGUUGCGAGAUAUGCAGAAAUCCUCACGUUCUUCCUGGGCUGUGAGAGCGACAUAGAAUGGAAAAGACAGCUUCCUCGACAUCUCGCUCUUCCACCUGCUGGACCAUCCUUCUUUGCCAACGUCUUUCACCCAGCAUUCAACUUUGAUGCCGAUGAAGCUGCCGAAACAAUUGACAAGUUCGAUGCCCAUACGAAGGUGGUAGGCACGAGCGUCCAGAGCUUACGAAACAUCUUCGGCCAAGCUCGACAAGCGCGAAUAGAGAUGUCUAAGGCCGAACGCCUGCUUUCUUAUUCGCUGCUUUCCCUGAUCACUUCAAAGCCCUUGGCAUCCCCAUCCAAUCCAGAGUAUGAUGACGCCCCAUACUUCUAUGACAAACGCAGAGGUCUGCUCAACGAAGAAGGGGCAUGGUGUUGGAAAGAGAAUUGUGAAGAUUGUCUCAAGCUUACGAAGGCUUUGCAGAAGACGAGCGAGACAUUACAGAACGUUGCAGAUCUCUAUGAUGACCAUGCUCGGAGAACACAGCUAGUCACACAUGAGGCCUUCAAGGGCGUUGCUCAUCCGUCACAGCUAUACUCGCCAGUUGUCGAUACUCAUCGCAAUACUCUCUCACGCUACAAAGAAGCUAUGCAGCAUGAUGGGCCCGAGAACGAGGAAGUCGCUGCUCGAUGUGAGACCGUACUGAACACGACAAUGGCCGAACUAGAGACAUACCACACCCAGAAGGUCGAAGACUUUAGUAGCAUCGCCAAGGAACACCUUGACAGUGAAAUUGAGUUCUAUGAGCAGGUCCUUAAUCGCCUGCGUACAGCACGCCGUACGUUCGAACCACCAAUUUAUGACCGGCUAUGCGCCUCUCCGCGGCAGCCUUCAAUGUACGAGCGUGAGCUAUCCAGCCCACGCCAAGUCCCAGAGGCACUUCCUCAGCCGUGCCCUCAUGUCUUCGAUUCUGCGCCAAUGCGUCCAGUUAGCCAAGCAUUGCAAGAUGGUGUCGGACUACUGAUCGGCGGUGCCGCUGCGCAUGCUAGCAUCCUUGGUCGAUUUUGGUAG